This is a messenger RNA of Saprolegnia parasitica CBS 223.65, 1490 nucleotides long. RefSeq lists its product as hypothetical. The transcript has 6 exons. The record is from RefSeq and is a predicted model, not a curated record. NCBI's taxonomy places the organism in Eukaryota, Oomycota, Saprolegniomycetes, Saprolegniales, Saprolegniaceae. Gene Ontology annotation, biological process: sphingosine biosynthetic process. Gene Ontology annotation, molecular function: kinase activity. Gene Ontology annotation, cellular component: cytoplasm; membrane; intracellular membrane-bounded organelle. Bases 20 to 1408 code for a protein of 462 amino acids.
CGAUCGCCAACCCUCAAGCAUGAUCUGGACGUCAGCGUUUGUCUUCGCCCGGCACGACGCGACGGUCUCGGCAACGCCCGACGCGCUCACGAUCGCGGUGGCGAAGAAGCCCAAGAUGGACGAAGCAUUUGCGUGGGCGGACGUGCUCGGGGCGUCGGCCUUUGCCCGCGACGCGACGGCCGGCCUCGUCAUUCACGUCUUUGCCAAGCACAAGAACGGCAAGCGCAAGCUGCGCGAGGUCCAGCUCACUGCGAGUGGCAUGAACCAGCACGACAUUGACACAUGGCUCUGCGUGAUCCGGUACUUUGCGAGCCCGACGCGCCAAGCUGACGAGUCGCUGGUAACGAUGGACGUCAUCAUGCAGGCGCCGCCCAAGCAACGCCGCUUUCUCGUUCUCGUCAAUCCCGUUGGUGGCUCCGGCAAGGGCGAAAAGAUCUACGAAAAGGUCGCACCGCUCUUCCUGCACGCCAACAUCCGCUUGGAAAAGCUGGUCACAGAGCGCUUCGAGCAGGCCAUCGAGAUUGCUGCCGAGCUCGACCUCGAUGCGUACGAUGGCGUCGUCCUCGUCGGUGGCGACGGCGUAGCGUACGAAGUGAUUCAAGGCUUGAUGCGCCGGCAGGACUGGGCCAAGGCCAUCCAAUUCCCGUUCGGAAUCAUCCCCGCGGGUUCGGGCAACGGUCUCGCAGGCACGAUGGCGCACGCGGCCGGCGAGCGCUGCAACCCAGAGACAAGCGCGUUUCUCGUCAUCAAGGGUCGUCCUCUGCCCCUCGACAUUGCGUCGCUGCGCAACGCGGCGAGUACGACGUACAUUUUUCUCUCGUUGUCGUGGGCGUUCAUGGCCGAAGUGGACUUGGACUCGGAGAAGUACCGGUAUCUCGGCGGCCAGCGCUUUGCCGUCUCGGCGGUCGCCAAGAUCUUUACCAACAAGGGCUGGACGGGCAAGUUUUCGUUCGCGCCGACCACGCCCGAGGAUGUGCCCAUGUACUGGGACACGGACGCUACGCCGGGCGAUGCGCCCCGGCUUUCGCUCCUGCCAGCGAUCGGCGACCCGCUCCCAAGCGACUGGACGAGCACGGAAGGUGUCUUUAGCCUCUUUUGGGCCAUGAACGUGACCCACGCCGGCCAAGACGCCCACGUCGCGCCCAUGGCCGACCUCUGCGACGGCCACAUGCACGUCGUCCUCGUGGAAGGCAGCGCUUCGUUGGGCGACUAUGCCAGCGUCAUGCUCAACAUUGAGAAUGGGGACCACGUCCAAAAGCCGUGCGUCAAGGUCGUCACGACCCGCGCGUUCCAGUUGGAGACGCCGGACCACGACGUCCUCUCAGCCGACGGCGAGCGCUACGGCGGCGGCGUCUGCCAGGUUGAAGUGCACCGUGGCCUUGCGCGAGUUCUGGGCCUCGUCGCCUAAGGCUGGUCGAGGACCAUCCGGCGAUGCCAUUGGUGGCUUUAUUAAUGCACUCUAUUUUUUUACAAAUGAAAGCCGUUGGAGC